AGUGUUUAGGCAUUUAUCGCUAGGUUUUAUUAUUUCACACUUAUUGCUGUAUGACCUAGAACAACGGACAAGAAGUAGGCCUAUUAUCUGUCCAUACACGUCAAGUGAUAUGGUAUUUGACCAUUGCGAUGUACGCUUUAAUCGAGUUUAGGGGUAAUAUGGCAGUGAAAUUCAAGAAGCCCGUUUUGUUGACGGAUGACCCGUGAGGUUGCAAAGAUAUCAGAUACUUAUCAAGCAUUGCUGUUGUUUGUGUGCAGGUGUUGCGUAAUAAAAACUGAAGGAAGUAUUAUUUCUAUUCCUGACCUCUGCGAGACAAAAGCACCUGUGACACGCUUUUUGACCAGAAACGUCCCACCACUCCAUAAUUGAGGGAGCUUGACAGAACGCACCUGGAACGUUCACCAAAAGUGUAAAAAUGGCUGAAGGAAUCAGAGUAUCUUUUUCCAAGGGGAAACGUCCGAGGGGCAAAUACGGACGCUAUUGCAGAAGCAACACAGCUGGUACACGCAGUACCUCGGUAUGGACCGUUAUGUCAGACAAUGGGAAUACACACAGCCGUCCUCCGUAUGAGAGAUGCAGUGAAAUACCAGAACAAAAUAUCCAAGGGGGGCACGGCGCGGGUCCUGUGAAUGAUAUUUGGUUACUGGAGUGGCCUCCCGAGGACGAGACCAGACCGGUGUCAGCAAAAGACAAAUGGCACGCUUUCCGGCGUUCCCAGGGGUUGGUCAUAGCCGUGGUGUUCGUGUCCCUGGCGCUCCAAACCAGCCUGUCGGCAACAUUGGAAGCCAUCCUCCCCUGCCUUCUAAUGGAAGACGACGAAGACCCAACGACCAGCUGUCAAACCUCUCCCAGUAACUCAAGUGUCGUGGCGGUCCCUGGGGGUGGUGCGUCCGUCCCUGGGGUUGGAAGGGAGGAGCCUAAGAUAGAAGGCCUCUCUGGCAAAGGCGGAGUGUUGCUGGCAGUCAAGUUUGCAGUGGAGAUAGUGGUGAGGCCGCUGGUCGGGAUCGUGGUGGGCAGGUUUGGCCACAAGUCGCCUCUGCUGGUUGGGUGUGUUCUAGAUGCCGCGGCAACGAUAGCUUUUGCAUUUGUAAAACAAUUCCCUCUGCUGAUUCUGAUACGCAUGGUUCAGGGUCUGGGGUCAAGUGUCACAUAUGUUGCUGCUGUGACAUUACUUGCUGAAAGAUUCAAAGAUAAAAAGGAAAGGACAAAAGCGUUUGCAGUGGCAUUUGGAGGGUAUGCAGUUGGAAUGCUAGGAGGUUACUCCAUGGGCAGUGUGUUAUAUCAGCUAUUGGGCAGACUGGCGCCUUUUCUUCUACAGGGAGGUCUCAAAUGUUUUGACGCAGGGCUACGUUUGUUGGUUGUUUGCCCCACAGCGGAGGGUACUGAUGACGACAAUAAAUCGUUUAGGAUCUCAAGGUUUCUCAAUAUAUUAAAAGACCCGUAUAUUAUCCAUGCCUUAGGUUUUGCCUUCGUCGUAAACUUUUCCUACUCCCCAAUAUUAGCAAUGGCGCCACCGUGGCUCCUACAGCGAGGAGCACAGGAGUGGCAAAUAGGUGUAUUAUUUGUGGUCUCAGGAGUUGUCCAGCUUAUGAUGCAAGAAGUUGUAAAGCGACUAUCCAAAAUACUUGAUAAUUGGAUUUUAGCUGCAUCAGGACUGCUCUUAUUUGUAACUGCGUAUAUUUCGUACCCAUGGACGAGGAGUGUUUGGGAAGCUCUGGCACCGAACUGUAUCUUGUGUGCUGGAUUUGCCUUUGUGAUUACAGUCGUGUCGCCCAUAGUAACCAACCUCGUGGAGCUACGUCACAACUCCGAGAUAGCGCAGGUGCUCGGACUUUCCAGCGCCAUGUUGUCUCUGGGGUUCGCUGUUGGAACGUCAGGUACUGGGGCACUUAUGGCCGCUACAACGUUCGAAUGGGCAUGUUACCUGGUUGCAUUCGUGUGUAUCUUAUACGCAUGUUUAUGUCUGAUAAUGAUCUGUCAUCCAGUGCCAGAAGAGUGUUCGGAAGAAAAAUCUGAUGGAAAAGCCUACGAAAGAUGUCCUUCCGAUGAAGAAUAAACGGGUUAAAAAAACUUACGGUGCUCCGAUAUGAUUUCGUUUCUUAAACAUCAUUUACCUUUACCACCAUUUUUAUUUGAAAUCUAGAACAUUAUCUCAGGUACACAAUAAUAUAGGAGUCAAGUUGUCUGCAUAGAGUUAAUUGGAAUGAAACACAUUUCCUUCGUGUGUGGGUGUGUUUGUGUGUGUGUGUGUGUGUGUGAGAGAGAGAACGCUAUACCUACUGUGCCAUGCUGACUUUAUUAUAGAUAUAUUUAUUUUCAUUCAAUUUCAUUCAUUUGCUUUAUAUCAAUUAAUUAUUGAAAAACUUAUUUGACUGAAUAAAGACAA
Messenger RNA from Lingula anatina, 2386 nucleotides. RefSeq names its product synaptic vesicular amine transporter. The record is from RefSeq and is a predicted model, not a curated record. Gene Ontology annotation, molecular function: transmembrane transporter activity. Gene Ontology annotation, biological process: transmembrane transport. Lineage: Eukaryota; Metazoa; Brachiopoda; Lingulata; Lingulida; Lingulidae.